AAUCACAGCCGCUGGCUUCCUCCCCGUCUCUCGUCACGCUCCAUCGCCUCUUGUUCAUUCAUGCUUCAUCUCCCCCGCCCUCCCCGCCUGCCCCAGGCCAUCACAUAGAAGCCCGAACACGACGCCCGCAAUGCCGCGUCCGCGCCGGCCGCCUGGUGCUGGCCCGGCGCUCACCAUCCUCGCCCUCCUCCUCCUCCCCUCGAUCCUCGUGGCCGCUCAGCAGCAGCAACCACUGGGGCAGCAGCCUCAUCAUGCCCGCAAUAGGUCUCCCCGCGCAGAGGCCCGCGUCGAGAAUGCACACAUCAUCCCACCCCACCACGAACCCCCCAGCCAAGAGGGCGCCCGUGUAGCAGCAGGCGCUGAGAAGCGUCGAUCGUAUAGCUACUCCUCCCUCUUGGGCCAGAAUGAGCGCGCCGUAGCAACCAAAGUCUCUACUGCUCCAGCCAUCACGGCUGUCAGAGCCCAUCCUGGCAAGAACGCAGCCUCGGGAGCCCUCAUCCCGAGUGCGCGCUCCUUGCAGGAUUGGGAAGUCGAGGACUUUGUUCUCUUGGCGACCGUCGAUGGCCAUAUACACGCACGCGACCGAUACAAUGGAGAAGAGAUCUGGGAGCUGGCCGGAAAGCCCAUGUUGCGGACCAUCUACAACGUCUCCGAGGGCAAGACCAGCAUCCAAGACCAACCCUUUGUCUGGAUCGUUGAGCCUAGAGAGGAUGGAGCCCUCUACGUGCUCACGCCGGGGCCCUACCCCAUCCUCCAGAGCCUGGGUCUGACGGUCAAGCAAUUGACUGACAUUGCUCCCUACUCUAGCGACGACCCCGAUCUUCCCGUCGUAUAUAACGUGGAAAAGAAGACCUUCAUGCUUCUUGUAGACGCCGCCUCGGGUAUUGUCAAGCAGAGCUUCAAUCCGGGUGGCACUUUCACCAAUGAUGACAGUUGUGCCCCCGAAUCCAAGAACUUCUUCAGGGCUCGAGAGCGAGAUUGUCGAGGCAUCAUCGACAUUGGUCAGACGGAAUACACCAUCACCAUACACAACAAGAAGACGAACGAGCAUUUAUGCACAAUCAAGUACGCGGAGUGGAAUCCGAACAGUCGAGACAAGGACCUACAGGCACAGUAUGUCGAGACCAUGGACAAGCAAUACGUCUACAGCAGAUACAAUGGCGAGGUCAUCGCGUACGAUCACAAACGACCGAGAUGGCAUCAGCGCCCGCUCUUCAAGCAGCCCUUGCCUUACCCAGUAGCACGAGUUUUCGAUGUUGCUAGGCCUACCCACGACGAAUCUGCAGAGCCUCCUCUUGUACUGCUCCCACAGCCAGCCGGACCGGCAUUCUCUGAGGAGAUGGCCAACCGUGUUCUUCUCAACACUACAGACUCUGGAGCCUGGUACGCUCUGUCGGAGGUCAACUAUCCGGCCGUGACCGACGGCGCCCCGGACGCUUCGUGCUACAUUCACAACGACUUGAUCGAUUGGGAAGCUCCAUAUGUGUUGCCAGACCAGAAGAGUCUAGUCGGUGUGCACAAGCUGGACUACCGCGUGGAGCAUCAUCAAUCAAGAUUGCGAGCCAUCGCCGCUCCUACCUACUAUCCAGAGAGGGACCGAGAGGGCCAAGUCGCCUCUAUGCCUCCAAAGUCAUCCCCGAUGGAGCACCAACACGCCACGAUCGACCCUCCCCCACAGACAUACAUGGAAUCCCGAUCCUUUCCCCGCUACUGGGUCGCUUCUUUUUUGACCUUCAUCAUCAUAGCUAGCUGUGUUGCUUCAUACAAACAGCCUAAUAUUGAUCUGUUCAGAAGUUAUUGGUCAAAGUAUAUACAACCAAGUAAGGCCAUAAAGCCUCAUGCUCCAAUUCCUGCUGCCGCACAGUCGGAACCCGAGUCUACCAAAGAAAAAGCGGCUUCCUCGCUAGACUUGGAGGCGCUUGUUCCAGACAAGGCCGCCGCAGACAUGGUCGAGAAGCCAGGGGUCGACGCACCCCUUCUGCAGGAUGCGAAGGAGAAGAAGGUCACGUUCGAUAUCCCCGAGGAGGAUGACGCCGACCUCUCACCUCUUUCGAGGACAACAACUGCUGACCAGGGCUCACCCGCUGAGGAUGACGCGGAUACUCUGGAAACAAACCCGAAUGCAGAGGCCCAGUCCACAACGAAAGGCCUCGACCACGGCAAUCAGGAUGGUGCUGUUGCGCCCGGGACCCCAAAGAAGAAGAAGACACACAGGGGAAAGCGUGGCGGCCGAAAGUUGAAUAGGAACCAAGUGAGAGACGACGACGAAGUCGGUCGUAUCGUUGACGCUGCCAGACAGCUUGAAGUCGGGCCUCAUCUGCAGCCUGACGAGGUCUUCAUGAAUGGCGACGAUAUACAAGACAUCUCCAACAUCAAACGCAUUGGAAAAUUGACCAUCGACCAGGACAAACUCCUCGGCAAUGGAAGUGGUGGCACUUUCGUUUUCGAAGGAAAGUGGAAUGAACGCGAGGUUGCGGUCAAGAGAAUGCUGCCCCAGUACUUUGGAUUAGCAGAGCAGGAAGUCAAGCUGCUCCAGGAAAGCGAUCUACACCCGAACGUGAUUCGCUACUUCGACGAUGAAAAGGACGAAAAUUUCCUUUACAUCGCGGUUGAGCUCUGCCAAGCCAGCUUGUUCGACUUGUACAAAGAUGGCAGGCCCGGAGAAGAGCUCACCGGGCCUCAGCAACGCUUGGUCAACGACAUCAACGCUAAUGCCCGACACGCUUUAUACCAACUGGCCAACGGACUCAACCAUCUGCACAGCCUCCGCAUCAUCCAUCGUGACAUCAAGCCACAGAACAUCCUCAUCGCACACCCCCAGAAAAACAAACUAGGGACACGUCUUGUCAUUUCCGAUUUUGGGCUUUGCAAGACUCUUCCUGACAACGUCAGCACACUCAUUGGUACCACGGGCAAUGCGGGUACCGUUGGCUGGAAAGCUCCCGAGCUAAUAUCACAGCCUAAAGAACUUGCCAACGGCAGCUCAACAGGCAUCUCCCGCGACUCCUCCAGCUCUACCGACCCCGUCGCGCAAGGCGUCAAACGAGCCGUUGACAUUUUCUCCCUCGGCUGUGUCUUCUUCUACGUUCUGACCAACGGUUGUCACCCCUUCGACGACGACGAAGGCUGGAUGCAGAUCCGCGAAUAUAACAUCAAGAAGGAAAAGGCCAACCUUAAACAACUUCGCUUGGGGGACGACUCGGAAGAACCAUAUCAUUUGAUUCAGUGGAUGCUCAAGACAAGACCGGAGGACCGACCCACCGCCGUGCAGGUUAUGAACCAUCCAUUUUUCUGGAGCGACGAGAAACGGCUCACGUUUUUGUGUGAUUGUAGUGAUCACUGGGAACGUGAGCCGCGCGACCCUCCUUCCGACGAUCUCGCCCGCCUCGAAGCUUACAGCUACGAAGUGCUGGAUCACAAACGCAACUUCCUAGCGAAACUCGACUACGCGUUCAUCAACUCGCUCGGCAAGCAGCGCAAGUAUACAGGCGACCGCAUGCUGGACUUGCUGAGGGCGCUGAGGAAUAAGAAGAACCACUACGAGGAUAUGGAUGAGGCUGUUAAGGCGAAAGUAGGGUCACUGCCUACUGGGUAUUUGAGGUAUUGGACCACCAAGUUUCCGCAGCUGCUUAUGAGUUGUUAUGAAUGUGUGUUGGAUUGUGGGUUGCAGGGGGAGCCUCGGUUCAGGCCGUAUUUUGAGGGGCAGACGAUGUAGGUUGUAUGUAUUGGCAUAGCAUCAGGCGCACUGUAUAUUCCG
Molecule: messenger RNA, 3757 nt
Organism: Cucurbitaria berberidis CBS 394.84
Lineage: Eukaryota; Fungi; Ascomycota; Dothideomycetes; Pleosporales; Cucurbitariaceae
Exons: 2
Coding region: 131-3715 (1194 amino acids)
Biological process (GO): mRNA processing; IRE1-mediated unfolded protein response; intrinsic apoptotic signaling pathway in response to endoplasmic reticulum stress
Cellular component (GO): IRE1-TRAF2-ASK1 complex
Molecular function (GO): RNA endonuclease activity; ATP binding; protein serine/threonine kinase activity
Source: RefSeq, a predicted model, not a curated record